AUGGAGAUGACCGAGAUCAUCGUGUGUGGCUGCGGGCCAACUGGCGCUAUGCUGUCAGUCCUCUUGAGCCAGUACUCCAUACCCCAUGUUGUUAUCGAGAAAGAGAGCGAUGUGAAUGCAGAUCCACGUGGUAUCGCCCUUGACGAGGACGGAAUCCGCUACCUCCAGGCAUGCGGGAUAUACGACAAAGUAUUCACAGAGAUUGGCCAGUGCAUGCGCAAUUUCAAAUUUAUCGGAAAGGAGCAUCAUGACCUCACCGAGAAACCUUUCAUGACGAUGGAUUACAGUACGACCGAGGGCGGUACUGGCCAUCCAGGCUUCAUGUGUCACAAACAACCAUGCAUUGAAAAGCACCUAAGAUCGCAAAUUAAGGCGCUUGGUGUAGCUAAAAUCCAUCUAGGAGCACACGUCACGUCCAUUCAUGAGGACGAAGAUUGGGUAUAUGCAAACUACACCGAUGAAUCCAAUCAAAGUCGUACCGUCCGUGGCAAAUUUCUCAUCGGCGCCGAUGGCAAGACAGGUUUCACGCGCAAACAGUAUUUGGAGCCCCAAGGCGUCACGCUGGACCAAGCCAUGGCAAUGCCGUACGAGGAAGAAUGGGUUGCCCUCAAUUGGAAGAUUUCUCUGCCCACGCCUGAGACACAUCCCGAGUUUCCCCUCUGGGAGAAGGGCUAUACGCCCCAGCAAGUCUACGAUGAGUUUUUUCCUACCGACUUCCGCUUCAUGUGCAACCAUGUUCGGCCUGCCGUUUGCGGCCGCUUCGGUCUCGAUAGCGACAGACUUUGGCGUUUCGAGUUUGUGGUGAGGCCUGGUGAGGACCCCGUGGAGAUGGCCAAGCCAGACCAAAUUGCGGAGGUCGUCUAUCCCUAUAUAACUCAUCCAGGUAGUCGCUAUGGGCUACAAACGAAACAAAUCGUAUACCCGCUGGAUUGCGUCGACGUUCUUCGUUGUCGACCAUUCAGGUUCUCGGCAAGAAGCUGCAACAAAUGGUCUCUUGGCCGAGUGGUCCUCUGCGGAGACGCUGCUCACGUUUUCCCUCCCUUUGGGGGUCAAGGAAUCGCGUCGGCAUUUCGCGAUGCCGUCUCGCUGGUGUGGCGUCUGCGCAUAGCGACCAAUGUCUCUUCUAAAGGCAGGAGGACUCUGGAUUACCGGACCCUACUCCAAGGCUGGUAUACAGAGCGAAAGCAACAACUCGAUAAGUCGCUCCGUUCCACGGUUGAGAACGGAAAUUACGUUACGGAAUCUAAUAAGAUCAGAAUAUUUCUACGUGACUGGUACCUCUGGCUCAUUCAGCUCGUACCAAGCUGGAAACACUGGUUACAGCUGGGAAAUCGCAGAGAUGGGAUGACCAGGUAUCAGUGGCGUGAUCAAAUGGGAAUGGCCUUUUUACAUAUGCUUGGUGGCGGCGGGAAUUUCCCCCAAGUCUACGCCGUUCGAGUUUCUAAUACGCCGCGAAAUGAAAGGGUCUCCUUCACUGACGACAUCAUAUUCGGUCCUCAAAAACAGGGGCUUUUUCAGAUAGUUGUGAUUCUACAGCACCUCGAGAAUGUUGACAAGGUGGAGAUGGUUCUACGCGGCCUAGAAGAUCUAUCUGACGGAGCCCUCAAGGAUGGCGAAGCCACAGUCUUUAUCAACAAGACUGAAUCUAUGCCUUGGGACUCGAAAUGUCGACACAUCUACCGGCUCGCCACCGCAGCAGAGUUCGCCAACGACCCAAUUCUAAGUAAAGGAAGACCCGAGCCCAAGGGCUAUGAUCCGCAUCGCAUGUCCAAGGAAGUAGGGAACAAGACUUUUGUUAUUCUACGUCCUGAUCGGUUUGUUUUCGCGGCCUGCGACACAAGGUCUGAUCUGGCCUGCGCAGCUCAAAUGCUUCGCAAGCUUGUUGCCACUGGGACACUAUAG
This is a messenger RNA of Trichoderma gamsii, 1902 nucleotides long. RefSeq lists its product as hypothetical. Lineage: Eukaryota; Fungi; Ascomycota; Sordariomycetes; Hypocreales; Hypocreaceae. The transcript has 3 exons. The coding region runs from base 1 to 1902 and encodes 633 amino acids. The record is from RefSeq and is a predicted model, not a curated record. Gene Ontology annotation, molecular function: FAD binding.